Messenger RNA from Metarhizium robertsii ARSEF 23, 1419 nucleotides. RefSeq names its product acyl-CoA desaturase 1. Gene Ontology annotation, biological process: unsaturated fatty acid biosynthetic process. Bases 1 to 1419 code for a protein of 472 amino acids. Gene Ontology annotation, cellular component: endoplasmic reticulum membrane. Lineage: Eukaryota; Fungi; Ascomycota; Sordariomycetes; Hypocreales; Clavicipitaceae. The transcript is spliced from 2 exons. The record is from RefSeq and is a predicted model, not a curated record. Gene Ontology annotation, molecular function: stearoyl-CoA 9-desaturase activity; iron ion binding; heme binding.
AUGUCGUCCUCAUCUUCGGCUGUUCAGGCCAAGGCCUUCCCCGAUGGCACAACCGAUUACGUGCCUCUGCGAGGCAAAAAGGCAGACGUCAACAAGGUUCACAUCUCCGAUACACCUAUGACCUGGUCAAACUGGCAUAAGCACGUCAACUGGCUAAACACCACAUUUAUUAUUUUCGUUCCCUUGGCCGGCUUCAUCUCUGCCUACUGGGUUCCCCUCCAUCUUUACACCGCCAUCUUUUCGGUUAUCUACUACUUCAAUACCGGUCUUGGUAUUACAGCUGGCUACCACCGUCUCUGGGCUCACACCUCAUAUAGAGCCAGCACCCCUCUCAAAAUUUAUCUCGCCGCCGUCGGUGCUGGUGCUGUCGAAGGCUCUAUCCGUUGGUGGUCCCGCGACCACCGCGCUCACCAUCGUUACACCGACACUGAGAAGGAUCCCUACUCCGUUCGCAAAGGUCUUCUCUACUCGCACUUGGGAUGGAUGGUCUUCAAACAGAACCCCAAGCGUGCUGGUCGAACAGAUAUCACCGAUCUCAACGAGGACCUCGUUGUCGUCUGGCAGCACCGGAACUACCUGAAGUGCGUCAUCUUCAUGGGCCUCGUUUUCCCUACCUGCUUCUGCGGUCUUAUGUUCAAUGACUGGCUUGGCGGGUUUGUGUACGCUGGCAUUCUGCGUAUUUGCUUCGUCCAGCAAGCUACUUUCUGUGUCAACUCCCUGGCUCACUGGCUCGGUGACCAACCCUUCGAUGACCGCAACUCUCCUCGUGACCAUGUCAUCACAGCGCUUGUCACCCUUGGUGAGGGCUACCACAAUUUCCACCACGAGUUCCCAUCCGACUACCGAAACGCCAUUGAGUGGUGGCAGUAUGAUCCUACCAAGUGGGCUAUCUACGCCUGGAAGAUGCUUGGUCUUGCCUAUGACCUCAAACAGUUCCGUGCCAACGAAAUCGAAAAAGGCCGUGUGCAGCAGUUGCAGAAGAAGCUCGACCAGAAGCGCGCCACCCUCGACUGGGGUACGCCUCUCGAGCAGCUGCCCGUUAUUAGCUGGGAUGACUUUGUCGCCGAGUCCAAGAACGGCAAGGCUCUUGUUGCUAUUGCCGGUGUCAUACAUGACGUGACCGACUUUAUCAAGGAUCAUCCUGGUGGCAAAGCCCUCAUCUCAUCCGCUAUCGGCAAGGACGCCACUUCUAUCUUUAACGGUGGUGUCUACACCCAUUCCAACGCUGCCCAUAAUCUCUUGUCUACCAUGCGUGUUGGUGUUCUCCGUGGUGGAUGCGAGGUUGAGAUCUGGAAACGUGCCCAGUUUGAAAACAAGGAUGUCACUUAUAUGAAUGACUCCGCUGGUCAGCGAAUUCACCGUGCCGGGACCCAGGUCACUAAGGUUUCUCAGCCCGUCGCCAGCGCCGAUGCCGCUUAA